Messenger RNA from Pipra filicauda (Wire-tailed manakin), 1042 nucleotides. RefSeq names its product class I histocompatibility antigen, F10 alpha chain-like. Gene Ontology annotation, cellular component: external side of plasma membrane. The record is from RefSeq and is a predicted model, not a curated record. NCBI's taxonomy places the organism in Eukaryota, Metazoa, Chordata, Aves, Passeriformes, Pipridae. The coding region runs from base 1 to 948 and encodes 315 amino acids. Gene Ontology annotation, biological process: immune response. The transcript has 6 exons.
AUGGUGACGGAGCCCAGCCCAGGGAUCCCUCAAUACCUGUCCGUGGGAUAUGUGGACGGGAUCCCCUUUGGGCGCUACGACAGCGAGCGGGGCCAGACAGAGCUGCAGACGCCGUGGAUGGCGGCCGGAGCUGAGCCAGGAUAUUGGGAUAGAGAGACCAAGAUCAAUGAGAGGAACCAGCUCAUUGCUACCACCGACCUGGAGACAGCGCGGGGCCUGUACAACUGGAGUGGGAGUCUCCACACGGUGCAGCGAGUUUGUGGCUGUGACCUCCUGUCUGAUGGGAGCGUCCGUGGAUCCUUUCGGCAAGGCUACGACGGGCAGGAUUUCAUCUCCUUCGAGCUGGGAUCCGGGAGCUUCGUGGCGGCCGAUGGAGCUGCCCAGAUCACCAAGAGGAAAUGGGAACACGAUGGGAUCGUGGCAGAGAGACAGACACAUUACCUGAAGAACAUCUGUCCAGAAUGGCUCAGGAAAUAUGUUGGAUAUGGGCGGGAGGCGCUGGAGCGCAAAGAGCCCCCCGAUGUCCAUGUGUCCGGGAAAGAGGAACACGGGAUCCUGACGUUGUCCUGCCACACGUACGGAUUCUACCCCGGGAUGAUCGGGAUCAACUGGCUGAAGGGGGAUGAACUGCGGGAUCAGGAGACGGAGUGGGGUGGGAUCGUUCCCAACAGCGACGGCACCUUCCACAGCUGGGCCAGGAUCGAGGCGCUGCCGGGGGAGCGGGAGCAGUACCGGUGCCGGGUGGAGCACACCGGAAUGCCGGAGCCCGGGAUCUUCGCCUGGGAACCGGAAUCCGUCUGGAAUUCCAGCCCGGUGUUGGUGGUUGUGUCCGUCAUCGCUGCCAUCAUCAUCAUCAUCGGCCUCCUGGGAGUCGGUGUCUGGAAGCUCCGAUCCGGGAAGAGGGAGGGGAAUGGAUACGAUCCCGUGCCCACCAGAAUCAUGGCCUGAACAGUCUUGGAGCUGGAUCCACCCCUUCCCUCUCCCUGCAGAAAGGCAGGAGCUGCUGGCAGAGCUCAUCCCACUGCUCCCACCCACCCCGACC